Molecule: messenger RNA, 1214 nt
Organism: Clupea harengus (Atlantic herring)
Lineage: Eukaryota; Metazoa; Chordata; Actinopteri; Clupeiformes; Clupeidae
Gene: wnt16
Product: protein Wnt-16
Exons: 3
Coding region: 37-1098 (353 amino acids)
Biological process (GO): multicellular organism development; cell fate commitment; neuron differentiation
Cellular component (GO): extracellular region
Molecular function (GO): frizzled binding; cytokine activity
Source: RefSeq, a predicted model, not a curated record
CGUACGCGCCCGGUUGCUGUCCAAUUAGCGCGCAGAAUGACCGAGCGUUCUGAAUAUGCAUCAGCUGCUUCGCCAAUUGCAGUGUGGGAGCGCGCAGUAGGAAAAGUAUUCCCAGCGAAUUCUGUUAGGGAGCACCAAUCAAAUGUAAUCUUAUUACGCCUAUCCGAGCGCAGUCAACAGGAGCACCACUGUCAAAGUCUGGUUUCAUGGAGGGACGGAGAGAAAACUUCUGAUCAAAGUCAUUUUGCGGAUUACAUCUCUUUAUUCCCCAAUGUAGUUGACUGGCGCGUCGAGCAGCCGUCCGAUGGACUUGCACACUCGCUGCGAUAUCAUGCCGCUGUCCUGACUGAGGAGACCAUGGAGAAUAGCACAUACUGUGGAAUAUACCUGUUCUACGUUCUGUCUCUCCUGCUCCUCUCGGAGUACCCCCUGUGCUGCCAAGGAAAUUGGAUGUGGCUGGGUAUAACGUCGGGGUUACCGGAGAAGAUGGGCUGUGCCAAUUUGCCCCUCUCCAACAAACAGAAGGAGAUAUGUAAGAAAAAGCCGUACCUCCUGCCCAGCAUCAAGGACGGCGCGCGGCUGGGCAUCGCCGAAUGCCAGACGCAGUUCAAGCACGAGCGAUGGAACUGCUCCACUACCAAAGAUCUGUCGGUGUUUGGCUACGAGUUAACCAGCGGCACUAAGGAGACGGCGUUCAUCUCCGCGGUGAUGGCGGCGGGUCUGGUUCACGCGGUGACGCGCUCCUGCAGUGCGGGCAACAUGACGGAGUGCUCGUGUGACAUGGGCCUGCAGGGCACGGGCUCCGCGGCAGAGGGCUGGCACUGGGGAGGCUGCUCCGACGACAUCCAGUACGGCACCUGGUUCAGCCGCCGCUUCCUGGACCAAGGCCUCGAUCCGGUCGCCGGUGCCGCGGCCGGCGCAGGGAAGAAUGGUGUCAACGCCAGCCUGGCCUUGACGGGCACGUCGGGAUCGCCGGCGGACGCCGUGAUUGCCAUGAACCAGCACAACAGCGAGGCCGGACGACAGGUGAGAGAGAGAGGGAGAGGGGGAAAGGAAGAGGGACAGGAGGAGAGAGGGAGGAAGAGAGGGGGGAAAUAGAGAGAGAGGAAAGGAAGAGGCUGCAGUUGCAAAGAUCUCUGCCUGAGAGAAAAAGGGAAGGAGAGAGAGAUCACAUGCUCUCAUCAUAGACUAGACAUAUACACACUGCCCACUUA